Messenger RNA from Lasiodiplodia theobromae, 1098 nucleotides. RefSeq lists its product as uncharacterized. The coding region runs from base 1 to 1098 and encodes 365 amino acids. Gene Ontology annotation, molecular function: nucleic acid binding; RNA-DNA hybrid ribonuclease activity. NCBI's taxonomy places the organism in Eukaryota, Fungi, Ascomycota, Dothideomycetes, Botryosphaeriales, Botryosphaeriaceae. The record is from RefSeq and is a predicted model, not a curated record. The transcript has a single exon.
AUGGCAGAGGCGUCGGGCUCCCCGUCCCCAGGAGCGCGCGAUCCUCCCAACUCAUCGUCAUCAGCGCCAGCGCCCAGCACACCAAUCCCCGACGGCACCGAAGAGCCGCCCGUCUCCGCAAGCAAGUCACGCCGUCGCCGCGGCAAAAAGAAGAAGAAGAAGAACGCUCGUAGCUCUUCCACGCGAGACAUCGGAAGCGACACCGAGAGCCCGACGACUCUCCACGCGCAGGAUUCCACACAGCUUGCCGAUGCUUCUUCUUCCCUAGGAGUCGAAGCGCAAGAAGAACAAGAAGAGCGAGAGCCGCCCCCAGCGCCACCACCACCCUCGCCCAUCUCCCACGGCCAAUGGUCGCCACCUCUCCCGCCCCUCGGCAAACUCCAAGGCAAAGUCGUCAUCGAACCCAACAAAGCCAUCGCCGCCCAGUUCGCGCAGACGUACAGCGACCGCCGCUCCGACGCCAGCAUCCUCCCCAUCUUCACCGACGGCUCCGCGUCCUACAUCAUCAACAACGACGCCAAAGACCGCUUCUGCAGCGCGUCCACCGUCUUCCGCGCACACCCCACCAGCGACGCCUGGAUCGAGCGCGGCUACCCGCUGCUCCUCGCCACGGACAGCCUGAACGCCGAGGUCUACGGGCUCGGGCGGGGUCUGCGCGACGGUAGGGACUACGUGCGCGCGCACCCAGAGAUGGGGAUACGCACGCUGCUCGUCUUCACCGACGUGAUGAAGUUCCUGGAGAUGCUGCCGCGGAUCGAGGCGGGCGAGUGGGACGUCGUCAAGCGCGGGUACGUGGAGGAGUUUUUGGCGCUCGACGCGGAGUUGGCCGGGGAUCAGAUGGGGGUGAGUGUCGAGUAUCAUUGGGUGCCCGGGCAUAGUGGGGUCGAGGGGAAUUAUCGCGCGGAUCGCGCGUCGAGGAGGUGCAGGCCGGAUGUCAAGUAUCCGCACGUCUUUCAGACGCUGCCGUUCCCGAGUCGGGAGGAGCAGUUGCUUAAUCAGCAGGCGAAGUUGGAGAGGAAGAGGAAGCACGAAGAGGAUGUGAGCCGGGCAAUGUCUAAGAGGAGCAAGAAGAGGGCGAGGGAGGAGGAAGAGACUUGA